Messenger RNA from Ochotona princeps (American pika), 989 nucleotides. It is a transcript of the gene CEBPG, whose product is annotated as CCAAT enhancer binding protein gamma. Gene Ontology annotation, biological process: regulation of transcription by RNA polymerase II; DNA-templated transcription. Gene Ontology annotation, molecular function: DNA-binding transcription factor activity, RNA polymerase II-specific; RNA polymerase II cis-regulatory region sequence-specific DNA binding. Lineage: Eukaryota; Metazoa; Chordata; Mammalia; Lagomorpha; Ochotonidae. The transcript is spliced from 2 exons. The record is from RefSeq and is a predicted model, not a curated record. The coding region runs from base 343 to 798 and encodes 151 amino acids.
GACGACAAGUGCGGCGCGCAUUGGCCUUUGGGGAUGCGGGGUGUUCCCGGAGCAGCCGGUGGGCCUGGACCGGGACUCCCCCCAGUGCCAUAGGGGGUGUUUCCUGCUCCGGCUAUGGGGCGGUGGAGAAUUCAUUACACAAGUUACCGGGGCAGGAGCAGCGGGCAGGGGAAAGAGGAGAGGACAGUUGGAUGGAAAGGAUGUGUCGUUGGUUUAUGGAGAUGCCGGAGUGUCCUGCAGCUCUAGGUACAUGAGAAGAUUUUUCGGCAGUUUAUUGUGGAAACCACUGAUCACCUUGCCUUCAUUUCUGCUUGUUCCGUGUUGGCAAGGGAGUGUGCCCAAAUGAGCAAGAUAUCGCCGCAAAACAGUACUCCUGGAGUGAACGGAAUAAGUGUUAUCCACACGCAGGCGCAUGCCAGCGGCGUGCAGCAGGUGCCUCAGCUGGUGCCUGCUGGCCCUGGGGGAGGAGGCAAAGCUGUGCCUCCCAGUAAGCAAAGCAAGAAGAGUUCACCCAUGGAUCGGAAUAGUGACGAGUACCGGCAGCGCCGAGAGAGGAAUAACAUGGCUGUGAAGAAGAGCCGAUUGAAAAGCAAGCAGAAGGCACAAGAUACACUGCAAAGAGUGAAUCAGCUCAAAGAAGAGAAUGAACGGUUGGAGGCGAAAAUUAAAUUGCUGACUAAGGAGUUGAGUGUACUCAAAGAUUUAUUUCUUGAGCAUGCACACAACCUUGCAGACAACGUGCAACCCAUUAGCACUGAAAGUACAGCGACGACAAAUUCUGAGAAUGCAGGACCGUAGACCCCACCUUUCCCAGACUGCACGACUGUGGCUUGAAUGUUACAGGUGUGACCACCUGUACCACCUGUGGCAGUGGCUGGACAUUGUCUUGUUCCAUCGUCAAAGAUCCAUUGGAGCUUAUUUAAUCGGCACUGAAGAGUUGAUUAGCACAAAAUAGUAGCCAUGUGAUUAAAGAAUCUGGUUUUAAAUGA